AUGAUUACAAUAGUCUCAUUUGUUAUUUUGCUGACAGGAGGAUUUCGUAUUCAUUUCACCGAACUUAUUGCUACUAAGCUUACUGCUAUUGAUAUUCAGGGAAAGUUGAACAGAAUAUCUAUGUCAAAGGUAAUUCAGACGGAAGACGGACAGUUGACAUGGAAGUCGGAUGAAGAAUACGACGACAGUGAACAAGACUACGACACUGUACAAGACGACACGGAAGCCAUGUACCGUGAAGAUCUCUUUGAAGGCGAUAUUGUGCUUAUCAGUAAUGGCGCUACCAUAUUUAAUCGUGGUGUAUCGAUGACCGGACACAGUGUUGGUUGUAAAAGUCGAAACAACUUUUCUAUUCCUCAGCUUGAGAUGAAUGCAGUGCAGCACAAUGCAGUAAGGCAAAAAACAUUGUUAUGGCGAAACGGACGAGUACCAUACGUUAUCUCUUCCGUAUAUGCUAAUAUCAGCAAACUUAUAAUUUUGGAAGCGUUUAAAGAAUAUCGACAUCUGACAUGUAUACGAUUUGUCCCUAAACGACGAUUCGAUUCCGAUUACAUUUACAUUGCGCCUUAUGAUGGUUGUUACUCAAUGGUUGGGAAUAAUGGGGGUAGACAAACAGUAAGUUUGGGUGACGGGUGCUUAAAGAAAGGGAUAGUAAUUCAUGAACUGAUGCAUGUAAUCGGCUUUUUUCAUGAACAAAAUCGCGCUGAUCGAGAUUUAUAUGUAGAUAUUCUGUGGGAAAACGUAAAGCCAGCUCUUUCCGAACAAUUUGACAAAUACUCAGCUACCAUAAUCGAUGAUUUGGGCUCACCAUAUGAUUAUGAUUCCGUGACGCACUAUUCCGCAAAUGCAUUUAGCAAAAAUGGUAAACCAACCAUAAUACCAAAAUCUAUGAACAAAGUAUCUAGGAUUGGUCAACGACGUGGUCUUUCUUUUCUUGAUAUUUGGAAAAUUAACAAAUUAUAUGAUUGCAUUAAACAAGGAGCUACGACUUCUGCUUCAAAUGCAGAAAACGGAAAGGAACACAAAGAACUGGAAGUAUCUGGCACGAUUAUAGGACAAUUUCCUACAACUAUAAGGACUGCAACUAUUUCUUCCACAUCAUCAGCUAAUAAUAUCAAAACAAGAACAAAAGAUGUUGAAGAGCUCAAAAUUAAUUUAAAUCUUUCAACGUCUUCAACACUAUCGCCAACAUUUAUGUCAGCUUCUGUGAACAAUUUCACACUUCACAAAAUGCAUCAUUGCAAUGAUCGUCACCCAUAUUGUCAAAUAUUAAGAACCAGCGACUUUUGCACUAUUUAUCCUCGCUUCGUCCACGAUUAUUGUGCGCUCAGUUGCGGAAGACUUGUGAGUUACAAAUCAUCGAUGCAUCCAGCACUUUACUAUCGGUCACUUCAGAUAUAA
Molecule: messenger RNA, 1401 nt
Organism: Brugia pahangi
Lineage: Eukaryota; Metazoa; Nematoda; Chromadorea; Rhabditida; Onchocercidae
Source: the annotation of a GenBank genome assembly